This is a messenger RNA of Trichomonas vaginalis G3, 614 nucleotides long. RefSeq lists its product as uncharacterized. The annotation marks the transcript as partial. The transcript has a single exon. Lineage: Eukaryota; Parabasalia; Trichomonadida; Trichomonadidae. The record is from RefSeq and is a predicted model, not a curated record.
AUGGACCUGGAAACAGCACGCGCAAAUUAUCCAAACAGACUAGAGAGGUUAGAAGAAGAGCGUCUUAUGGACAUGCCUUUCGAUGUUACUGAACCUCAAGUUGAAGGACACGACGGCUUUGCCAGAUUCUACUGGAAACAUGACGAACAAUUGCAUCCUUUGAGACGGAAAAAAGGAAAGGGUGAAGACGCACAUGCUCCCAUGGAAAGAACAAGAUAUGCAUAUGAAAAGUAUCGUGAAGUUCGAAGUAAAAUUACAUCCGGUCGAACCUUUACAGUAAACUUUGACGAAGGAAAGAACAAAGAAGGCUUCAUGGGAGUACUUGCUGCCAUACAAGACGGAAAUAAGAAAGGAUACAAUCUCAGAUUGACCGUAACAGAUUUGGAUGGUCACAUUUACUAUGCACAUGGCAAUGUCACAACAGCCGCACAACUUCUUGACGCUUUCAAGACUACAAAGAGAGAACAAAUGGUUGAUUCCGACUCAGACAUUUUGAAUGCAAUUGAAGGAAUUGCAAGUGUGAAGUUCGAAUGGUAUCAACCUAACCCUCAAGCAGUCAGACAACAUGCUGGAUACUUCCCGUUCAGAAAUAAGUCUGACAUUGACUUGACAAG